Entrophospora sp. SA101 is the source of this 1986-nucleotide messenger RNA. The record is from the annotation of a GenBank genome assembly. Lineage: Eukaryota; Fungi; Glomeromycota; Glomeromycetes; Entrophosporales; Entrophosporaceae.
AUGACUUUGUUUCUAUGGCUCAUGUUUUUAUUCGGUUUCAUAGGAGUUGCUGCUUCUGACUUUUUUUGUCCAAAUUUAAAUACAAUUGCUUCAAAAUUAAAUUUAUCUGAAAGUAUGGCUGGCGUAACAUUUUUGGCAUUUGGAAAUGGCUCGCCUGAUGUUUUUAGUACUUUCAGUGCUAUGACACAUGGAUCUGGAUCAUUGGCAAUCGGUGAACUUAUUGGCGCUGCAAGUUUUAUUACUUCUGUGGUAGCUGGAUCUAUGGCAGUGAUAUCACCAUUUCUGGUGGUGGGAACUUGGUAUGUAAGAGAUCAAAAAAAGAAACAAUGGCAAGAGCAAAGAGCUAGAGAGGAAUACGAUGAUUCUAUUGUUUUUGGUGAAAAUCAAGAUGCAUAUGGCUACGACACAUACAAUGAAAAUGAUCUUUUACUACCGGAUGUUGAACAUAGAAGUGGUGCUGAUAUUAUUAUCAAUGGUAAUAGUAGUAGAGGAAGAAGAACUUCAUUUAGCAACAACAACAGAGAUUUUCAACUACAAGAACAAUAUUCUCCUUCUUCGUUCAUAUCUUUUCGAGAUGUUGUCAAAUCCCUUAAACUAGAUAGCAAUGUAAACACAUUAGGUUUAUUUGGACAUAAUAAUUCUAACAAUUAUUAUCGUCAGCAUCACCAGCGUCAUCCGGAAAGACUUGAUAAUAGAUCUAGUAAUCCAGAAAGAAAAAAUUGGUCUAAUAUAGGAAGAGAGGAGAGAGCUUUAGAAACUAUUGGUGGAUCAACUGGUCGUCGUCAUAAUGUCGGCAAUAACGAUAUUCAUGAUGCCCCAAAAAUAAAUAUACAAACGCCCAAAAUACCAUCAACGACAGACGAGGAUUUCUUCGCAUCUGGUUCAACUUCUUCUAAAUUUAAUAAUAAUUCGAAUAAUUCGGGAGAAAUAGGUAGCAGCAAUUUGAAUGUUCCAAGUCUUUUGGUAAUUCCACCAACGCCAAAUCAAGGACCUGUUGUUGUCUCGAAUAUGUCACCUUCAUUAAAUUCAUCUACAAUUGAUUUAUUACCAAAAACUCAUCAAGAAGAAGAGAAUAAUGAUGAUUUUACUCCAGUGCCCCCUUUAGUUUUAGAAUCAUCAUCAUUACCUAAAAUGUCUCCAUUUACGUGUCUACGAUCAUCAUUCUGGACAAAGGCUCGAGCAACUUUAUUUCCAUCGCUUACAGGAUUUUCACAGAAAUCAUAUUUUACAAAAUUAACUGCUUUAAUGGCCAUGCCAGCAAUUUUCUUGCUUACGUUAACUCUACCUGUUGUGGAAGCAAAAGAAAAUGAAGUUGGUUGGAAUAAAUGGUUGACAGCCAUACAAUUUCUAUGUGCUCCUAUUUUUAUUUCUAGCGUUUUAUUUGCUGGUGACAAAUCAAGUGUUAUUAUUGUGUUGUAUGCUUUCAUUUUUGGGUUGUUAGCAUCUAUCUUCUGCAUCUUAUUUACAAGUGAAUUUAGAACGCCAAGAUUUCAUUCAUUACUUUGUUUUAUGGGAUUUGGUGUUGCAAUUGUCUGGAUAUUUCUUGUGGCCAAUGAAGUUGUAGGUCUACUUCAAGCUUUAGGCCAAAUAAUGGGAUUAUCUGAUGCUAUACUUGGGUUAACAAUUUUUGCAAUGGGAAAUAGUUUGGGAGAUUUUGUUGCAAAUAUUACUAUUGCAAAAAUGGGAUUUCCUAUGAUGGCCAUGAGCGCAUGUUUUGGUGGUCCUAUGUUGAAUAUAUUACUUGGAGUUGGUAUUAGUGCUACUUAUGUAGCAAUUAAAACAGGCAGUCCAAGUAAGAUUGAAGUUGAAGCAACGUUAUUUAUAUCAUCAAUUGGAUUAUUAUUAGGGUUAUGUUCGGUUAUGAUUUAUUUGCCAUAUAAUGGUUAUCGAAUGACAAAAGCUUUGGGAUAUUAUCUGAUUUCAAUUUAUGUAAUUUGUAUGUUGAUAAAUGUUGUAUUGGAAGUGAAAUCUAUUAAUAGUUCAUGA